AUGAUAAAUUUAAGGACACGAGGUAUCUCAACUUUUCGGAGUGACAAAAUCACCCUUGGGUCAAGUCAGGAAACCUUUGAAAUGAAAGCUUCUAGCAUAGAAUGCCAACUGGAUCAAUCUUUCCCAAAAGAGUACCUCAGGUCUGAAAGUACAUCAGCUUCGUUUCCUAUGGCUCAGAAAAGGAAAGGAAAAGAAUUACAGUAG
Dovyalis caffra is the source of this 204-nucleotide messenger RNA. NCBI's taxonomy places the organism in Eukaryota, Viridiplantae, Streptophyta, Magnoliopsida, Malpighiales, Salicaceae. The record is from the annotation of a GenBank genome assembly.